CAAACAGAUAACAAGACAUACACAAACACACAACUCAACUGUCUAGUCUCCCUCUCCACUUGAUGUCCUAGAGAGAACAACUUCUUCCUCCACCCAUACUACAAAGGGGGAAACGAACCAAAACGCAAACAAGAAAAUGAAGUGGGCUCUUCUCCUACUAAACGCCAUCUUCCUCACCAUCGGCGCCUGCGGCGGCCCCAUGGUCAUGCGCCUCUACUUCAUCCAUGGUGGCAACCGAGUAUGGCUAUCGAGCUGGUUGGAAACCGGCGGCUGGCCCAUCAAUUUCAUUCCUCUUCUCGUAACCUACUUCCUCCGCCGCCGCAAAGAAGGCCCCGCCGCCAAGCUCUACUUCAUGGGACGUCCGGUGUUUGUUGCCGCCACUGUCAUUGGCAUCCUCACCGGACUCGACGACUACCUCUAUGCCUACGGGGUUGCCCGCCUCCCUGUAUCGACCUCCUCUCUGGUGCUUGCGUCCCAACUGGCUUUCACCGCGGUCUUCGCAUUUCUUCUGGUGAAGCAGAAGUUCACUCCGUAUUCGAUCAACGCAAUAGCGUUGCUCACCAUCGGAGCAGGUGUUCUAGCUCUUCACACGAGCAGUGAUCGGCCGGAGGGAGAGUCGAGCAAGGAGUAUUUUAUGGGUUUCUUCAUGACGGUGGCAGCUGCAGUUUUGUACGGGUUUAUACUGCCGUUGGUGGAGAUGACGUAUAAGAAGGCAAGACAGGCUCUCACUUAUACGCUGGUGUUGGAGAUUCAGGUGGUCAUGUGUUUCUUUGCUACUGUAUUCUGCACUAUUGGUAUGGCUAUCAACAAGGACUUCAAGGCAAUUCCAAGGGAGGCAAGAGAAUUUGGACUCGGCGAAACAACAUACUAUGUGGUUCUGGUUUGCAGUGGCCUAGUAUGGCAGGGUUUCUUUCUGGGUGCAAUAGGAGUCAUCUUCGCUGGCUCAACUCUGCUCUGUGCUAUCAUCAUCGCCGUUUUGCUCCCGAUGACAGAAAUCCUUGCCGUUAUUUUCUAUAAAGAAAAGUUCACAGCAGAGAAGGGGGUUUCUCUUGUUCUCUCACUAUGGGGAUUUGUUUCCUACUUUUAUGGUGAGCUGAAACAUAGCAAGGAGAAGAGUGAAACUCAAACUCCAGAAACAGAGAUGGCAGUAGAUAUUAGUGUCACCACUCCAUCAUGAAUUAGUGUAAGACCAGCAUUAAUGAGCGGUGUACUUGAAAUGAAUAUAAAACUUGAGCUGGCAUAUUCAAAUAGAGGUUAUUAACGUGUAGAAAAUCCUUAAAUUCAUUUACUAACUUCCAUGUCAGAAUAACAGAGAUCGCCCAAUCAAUUUGCUGGAAAGAAA
Molecule: messenger RNA, 1342 nt
Organism: Rhododendron vialii
Lineage: Eukaryota; Viridiplantae; Streptophyta; Magnoliopsida; Ericales; Ericaceae
Product: purine permease 1-like
Exons: 2
Coding region: 137-1177 (346 amino acids)
Cellular component (GO): membrane
Molecular function (GO): purine nucleoside transmembrane transporter activity
Source: RefSeq, a predicted model, not a curated record